CUUUUAUCUAUGACUUGAAUUGUCAUUUUGGGCCGUACCAUAUUUACCUACGUCAACGACUCGGCAGCCGUCAAUAGCGAAGUGUUUGAUCGGGUUUAAUGGCAUAUUAGUUUUAAAAAACAAUAUAUCAAAAUGAUGCAAUUCAUGCUACUAUUCAGUCGCCAAGGUAAAUUAAGACUUCAAAAAUGGUACGUAGCAUACACAGACAAAUUAAAGAAAAAAAUUACUAGGGAAUUAAUUACUACCAUAUUAGCAAGGAAACCUAAAAUGUGUUCAUUUUUAGAAUGGAAGGAUGUUAAAGUUGUAUAUAAAAGGUAUGCAAGUUUAUAUUUUUGUUGUGCAAUUGAACAGAAUGAUAAUGAACUAUUAACACUCGAGAUAAUACACAGAUAUGUAGAACUAUUAGACAAAUAUUUUGGCAGCGUUUGUGAAUUAGAUAUAAUUUUCAAUUUUGAAAAAGCCUAUUUCAUAUUGGAUGAACUUCUUGUUGGUGGUGAACUUCAAGAAACUUCUAAAAAAAAUGUUUUAAAAGCGAUAGCAGCUCAAGAUCUCUUGCAGGAGGAGGAGACGCCGCAGGGAUUCUUCGACGAUCACGGCUUGGGCUAGUAACAAAAUACCACCACAAUCUUCGAUAAACAACAAAAUUUAAUUUAGUUAUGGACUUCUUCAUACCCUUAGAUUAUUUGUCGAUUUCUGUUUUAAUCCCCCUGUCAUGUCGCUUGUGGAAAUAUUUAACAUCUUAGUUGAUAGAGUAUAAUAACUAUAUU
This is a messenger RNA of Ctenocephalides felis (cat flea), 767 nucleotides long. RefSeq names its product AP-1 complex subunit sigma-2-like. Gene Ontology annotation, biological process: intracellular protein transport; vesicle-mediated transport. Gene Ontology annotation, molecular function: clathrin-cargo adaptor activity. The transcript has 5 exons. Bases 133 to 606 code for a protein of 157 amino acids. Lineage: Eukaryota; Metazoa; Arthropoda; Insecta; Siphonaptera; Pulicidae. The record is from RefSeq and is a predicted model, not a curated record. Gene Ontology annotation, cellular component: intracellular membrane-bounded organelle; AP-1 adaptor complex; membrane coat.